AUCCAGUGUAGGAAUGAACAUCACAAGUGCUAUAAUGGCAUCAGUUGGUGUUAUCCUGUACUUGGGCGAGAUGAUCACCAACGCUAUUCCUGUAUAUAACCCUACAGUUACAAUCAGUGUCGGUUAUGGCUUCGCCAUUGUGCUGUUGUUGUUGAGCCUGCUGGAAUUUUGCAUCGCUGUUUCAUUGGCUCAUUUCGGCUGCCAGGCCACUUGCCGUAGUGAUGCCCAGCCAACCAUGGUUUUUAUGCCUUACCAAGUCAUCGGAGGUGGAGAAGUUGCAGCUGAACCAAAUCCUCUUCCUCCUCCUCCGACUUAUGAUAAUGUGAUUACCAAAUCUCAGUAAAACAAGAACACCAGGAAGAAAAUACGAGAAUUGUUAGCAACAAAGGUUUCAGGAACAGCAAUGGCAUUUCAUAUUACUUUAUUUUGUCCUCCAGCUUGCUUGUUUAUUUUUCAAUUAAACAUCAAAUUAAAUGGUGGCAAAUUUAAAAGUUGUUCGAUUUUACUUAAUAGUUGUAACAUUUCCUUAGAAACAAGAAUUCAUCGGCAUAUUCAUGAGGAAGUACACUCCCUGCAGUGGAUGAUGGAGGCUGUUUAUUACUCUCUUUUUUUACUCUCUUUUACUCUGGAUGAUGUUUGUUUUUUAUGACAAAUAUGGAAUCAAAUAG
Molecule: messenger RNA, 668 nt
Organism: Pantherophis guttatus
Lineage: Eukaryota; Metazoa; Chordata; Lepidosauria; Squamata; Colubridae
Source: RefSeq, a predicted model, not a curated record